UGAUCGAUCGGAUAGACGGCGAGAGACGAGGGGAAGCGGAAAGAAGAACAGAGAGAGCCACUUCGUCCCCGCGAACCCUAACCCCCACCUCGAUCCCUAAGUCGAUCCUCCAAAGCAUCCAUUGGAAUCAGUCUUCUCCUUCUCGGUCCUUGCCUUUUUGCUUGUUUCGCGUGGGUUUUAGGAGCGGGAAGGGGGUUUUAGGUGGAGAGAUCGAGGAUGCCGAUAGACGCGGCGUUGUUGGACGAUAUCAUACGGCGGCUUCUGCUGUCCAAGGGCUCCCGGCCGGCCAAGUAUGCGCAGCUAACGGAUAAGGAGAUCCGGCAGCUGUGCAUUGCGUCGAAGGAGAUCUUUCUCAGACAGCCCAAUCUGCUGGAGCUCGAAGCCCCCAUCAAGAUCUGCGGAGAUAUUCAUGGUCAGUAUCCUGAUCUUCUUCGGCUUUUCGAGUGUGGAGGAUACCCCCCACAGGCAAAUUAUUUGUUCCUUGGGGACUACGUUGAUCGUGGCAAGCAGAGCAUAGAAACCAUAUGCCUGCUCCUGGCAUACAAGAUCAAGUACCCAGAGAGCUUCUUCCUUCUCAGGGGUAACCAUGAAUGUGCUUCCAUUAGUCGCAUAUAUGGCUUUUAUGAUGAGUGCAAGAGGAGAUACUAUGUUCAUCUAUGGAGAGUCUUUACUGAUUGUUUCAACUGCCUCCCGGCUGCUGCACUUAUCGAGGACAAGAUACUCUGCAUGCAUGGGGGUCUAUCUCCUCAAUUGAAGAACUUGAACCAGAUACGAAACAUUGCACGGCCGGUGGAUGUUCCAGACACUGGUCUCCUCUGUGAUCUGCUAUGGUCGGACCCUGACGAAAACAUCCAGGGCUGGGGAGAAAAUGAUAGAGGUAUCUCUUACACAUUUGGGCCAGACGUGGUAGCUCAGUUUCUUCAGAAGCUUGAUAUAGACCUCAUCUGCCGUGCCCAUGAGGUCGUGCAAGAUGGAUAUAAAUUCUUUGCGAGACAGCAGCUGGUGACACUGUUCUCUGCUCCAAACUAUUGCGGGAAAUUUGAUAAUGUCGGUGCUAUAAUGAAUGUGGAUGGAAAUCUGACAUGUUCGUUUCAGAUUCUACAGCCAACUGAAAAGAUGGGAUUGUGGAAUAAGUUAUCACGAUCUGGAACGUCUCCUGGAAAGGUUUGGAAAGAUUGAACUUAUUUGAAAUGGGUUGAAUAGCUGGGAGGUGCAGUCGUAGGACGACAUAAAGCUGACAAUUCUCCAACUUUGCCAGAGUGCCAAAUCUAUAAAAGUAAUUCACAAAGUUAUACCUUCCCCUCUUCUGUACCGGUGAUCCAUAGGGUAUGACGUUCGAGGGUCACUUGUAUUUCCACUAUUUCAUAUGCUUUGAAGUUUAUAGUCUGAUACUGUAUGUAUGUGGUCAUAUUUCUAUUUCGGGCCUGAUUCCAACCGCUUCCACUGAGAUGGAUGCUAUUUACGUGAAUCAUUUUCGCU
Messenger RNA from Musa acuminata AAA Group (dessert banana), 1479 nucleotides. Its product is annotated as serine/threonine-protein phosphatase PP1 isozyme 6-like. The transcript has 4 exons. The record is from RefSeq and is a predicted model, not a curated record. Gene Ontology annotation, molecular function: protein serine/threonine phosphatase activity. NCBI's taxonomy places the organism in Eukaryota, Viridiplantae, Streptophyta, Magnoliopsida, Zingiberales, Musaceae. Gene Ontology annotation, cellular component: nucleus; cytoplasm. Bases 217 to 1179 code for a protein of 320 amino acids.